UUGGCAAAGCCAGUUCGCACAGUUAGCUUACAACUAUGCGAGCAAUCGCCGCGAUUUUCUUCCUCGCCGCAUGUACUAAUGGCUUACGCGAAACAAAAAAUACAAAACUACUUCGCGAUGUUACAAAUUGUGUUAAACAGAAUGGCUUAUCAAAAUGUGUCGCCGCUUUCGGAGUAUGGAAGGCGGAAAGGGCUCUUGAACCGGAUGUAAAUGAGUUUAUUUGGAUUGAUUAUGUUAACCAUACCGAUGAGGAACUAUAUUCAAGAUUGUGUGAUGGUACGGAGAGACUGUUACGCUAUCGUCCAUUAACUAUGGAUCUUGGAGAUCGCUACACGCUGAAGAUGAAGUCUACAGGAAAUAACUCGCUUAAUUUCGACGUCCUAGACAAUAAAGGCGCUAACACCGGACGGACCAGCACAAAAAAAAUGACAAAGACGUUCUACCAGGCUUUGCCUUUCCUAAUUUUCCCCGGAAUAGUAAUGUCUGCUAUUCUUCCAUUUUUCUUGCCUACGCUUAAAAUGGCUACCAUGGCUACAGUAAUGCUUAAUAAUAUGGCGUUAGUCGGAGCUGUGCUCAUGCUUCUUAGAAAUAAUGCGUUUAACGACCGUAAUUAUCCGAAAAAGGUAAUCUAUCUAAAUGCUGGAUAUGGAUUUGGCUACGGUAGACCCAAAUACGAUCCUUUGGCGAACGCACCAUCAGAAAAUUUAGAUGAGGUCGUUGCACCCAAUCACGUAACUGAAUACAGUACAGAGGUAACCCACGAUACAAAGGACUACCACCUUGUAGGAGUGGAUCCCAGCACCGGUAUCUCAUAUCCAUUCAAUGAAGACUGGUUGAAAAACACACAAAAUACCCCCUCAAAGGUAAAGAACGUGCAGAUAAUUGGAGAAGUGCCCAGUAUAAAUGAUUGGCUGAAGCCCAACUUAAAAUGGCCACCUGCAAGCAACAGUUGAAGUUGCCUAGUUGUUUUAUAUUUCACUGAUUGCUAUUAAUUUUGAGUAGGCGUCUAAAAUAUUCUCUAACUUUGAUAGGUUUUUCUUUAAUCGCAUUUGGGCUACUACUUCGUGUAUUAUUACAUGAAUUUAGGAAAUUUUUAUUUCGGGACGAAAUUAAUGAAACCAUCAUGUGGCAAAGGUAGUAAUUAUCUUUUUCGUGUGAUUCGUCCUUUAUAUUUUUACUAAAAAUAUGUGUGUAAUUCCCUUUUAAUGUGUAAAUUAGUUCUUGCCUUGUAUAUUAUACUUAAAGUGUAAUAAUAUUAUUUAUAAACGUAGGAAUAAGAAGUAGUUUGUAGUAGGUAGGAAUAUAAUAAAGCAAAGACAUUAUUGUAAGCAUUAGGAUAUUUUUCCAUAAUUAUGUUCUACAAUUUCCUCGUUCUAAAUUGUUUCUCGGUAAAUAAUUUAAUGAUGUUACUAAUGAUAUGAAUAUAAUUAAGUAAAACGAUACAAUGAUUGUAAUUGUAUGCGAAUAAAGCAACAUAAUAAUU
This is a messenger RNA of Pieris rapae (cabbage white), 1483 nucleotides long. RefSeq lists its product as uncharacterized. Bases 36 to 953 code for a protein of 305 amino acids. NCBI's taxonomy places the organism in Eukaryota, Metazoa, Arthropoda, Insecta, Lepidoptera, Pieridae. The transcript is spliced from 2 exons. The record is from RefSeq and is a predicted model, not a curated record.